CCAGCGUUCACAUUCACUGAUUCACACAACAACUAUAGUCAUUCUCAUUUCAGAAUUUCCAAAUUCCAGAUUCAACUCUCUCUCUCUCUCUCUCUAUCUGUAUCUUUCUCUCUGCUCUUACCAGAAAAUUUCUCACGGCCUCUGUCUUCCCCAGGUCUUCUCCCCCCACCGCACUAUAUGAAUGAAAUGAAAGUAACUUCUUCUUUGCCCCUCCCAACCCAAGAAGACUACUCCUUUUUCUACAGCUUAUUUCAGGACGCCCUCAGCGAAAUGAAUACCAACACCACCACCGGCAACAACAGCAGGAAAAGGAGAAGAGACAACACAAAUGAUGAAGCUGACGAGGGCGAGACAACAACAGGAAACAAUAAGAACUUUAAGGAGAUUCUAACUUCGUAUCUUUUAUUGGAAGAGCAAGAAAAAUUGGACCAACAAGAGUCGGCCAGGGCUUAUCAGCAAGAGAGACAGCUCCUCGAGUCCAAUCACAAACAGAGGAGCCAAGCUAUGCUCAAUUAUUAUAACAAUCUUCAGGAUUAUUAUUCUGAUUUAGAGGAAUCGGAUGAGCAGCUGCGCACCAAGAGGUCUCGUCUCUCGGCUUCUGCUGUUGCUGCUGCUACCGCUUCUGUUGCGUCUGCUAAGGCCAAUUCUGAUGCCCCAAUUCAAUCUGGCGGUGCGGGCGCUACGGCUGGCCACCACCGCAGGCUAUGGGUAAAGGACCGAUCACAGGCUUGGUGGGAUAGAUGUAAUCACCCUGAUUUUCCUGAAGAAGAAUUCCGUAAGGCAUUUCGGAUGGGACGCGCUACCUUCGACAUGAUAUGCGAGGAGCUCAAUUCGGUGGUUGCCAAAGAGGAUACGAUGCUUCGUGCUGCAAUUCCUGUUCACCAACGAGUUGCUGUCUGUAUCUGGAGAUUGGCCACAGGUGAGCCCCUUCGCCUUGUGUCUAAGCGGUUUGGUUUGGGUAUAUCCACUUGCCAUAAACUCGUUCUCGAGGUUUGUUCGGCCAUAAAAACGGUUCUCAUGCCCAAAUUUCUCCAAUGGCCUGACGAGGAAGCACUGAAGAAUAUCAAAGAUGAUUUCGAAUCCGUGUCUGGAAUACCCAAUGUGGUUGGCUCCAUGUACACCACCCAUAUCCCAAUUAUUGCUCCUAAGAUCAGUGUGGCCGCUUAUUUCAAUAAACGGCAUACAGAGCGUAACCAGAAGACUUCUUACUCGAUUACAGUUCAGGGAGUUGUUGACCCAAGAGGAGUGUUUACAGAUGUCUGCAUUGGUUGGCCUGGUUCAAUGCCCGAUGACCAAGUUUUGGAGAAGUCUGCACUCUAUCAGCGGGCUAAUGCAGGAUUUUUGAAGGGUGUCUGGAUUGUGGGGAGCUCUGGAUACCCUCUAAUGGAUUGGGUCUUGGUGCCUUAUACCCAUCAGCACCUUACUUGGACCCAGCAUGCUUUCAAUGAGAAAAUUGGGGAGAUUCAGCGUGUUGCCAAGGAAGCAUUCUCCAGAUUGAAGGGGAGGUGGAGUUGCCUGCAGAAGCGGACAGAGGUGAAACUCCAAGACUUGCCGGUGGUUCUUGGGGCAUGCUGUGUAUUGCACAACAUCUGUGAGAUGAGGAAUGAAGUAGUGGACCCUGAGCUGAAGUUUGAGCUUAUUGAUGAUGAGAUGGUCCCUGAGAGCAACCUCAGAUCGGUGAGUUCAAUGCAGACUAGAGAUAACAUUGCUCACAAUCUCCUACACCAUGGCCUUGCAGGCACCGCAUUUUUCCAGUAGUUAUAGGGUUCCCCUAUUUGUUUUAUUUUGAUCCUUUGAGAUUGCAAUUCUUUUGACUACGGCUUCUUAGAGUCGUGUCUUUGAAUAAUACUAUUGUAAUCCAUUACCAAUUUGUCGAAGAGGCUCUGUAAAGAAUUCAUUUGCCCCUCCUACAAAUAGAUGAAUGGCCCUUUUAGUUUGAAAUUGUUUCCAUCCUUGACAAACAAAUAAUGAUGUAAUUUGGGUCAUCAAUUCAAUUACCCAUAAGAAGCCAAUGAGAUUGGUAAUCUGAUAUUCUUUUCUAUAGUAUGCCAUUAUUUUUCACAUA
This is a messenger RNA of Nelumbo nucifera (sacred lotus), 2065 nucleotides long. Its product is annotated as protein ALP1-like. NCBI's taxonomy places the organism in Eukaryota, Viridiplantae, Streptophyta, Magnoliopsida, Proteales, Nelumbonaceae. The record is from RefSeq and is a predicted model, not a curated record.